This is a messenger RNA of Arabidopsis lyrata subsp. lyrata, 3091 nucleotides long. Its product is annotated as cation/H(+) antiporter 2. The record is from RefSeq and is a predicted model, not a curated record. Gene Ontology annotation, biological process: regulation of pH; proton transmembrane transport. NCBI's taxonomy places the organism in Eukaryota, Viridiplantae, Streptophyta, Magnoliopsida, Brassicales, Brassicaceae. The coding region runs from base 719 to 3070 and encodes 783 amino acids. The transcript is spliced from 4 exons. Gene Ontology annotation, cellular component: endomembrane system; membrane. Gene Ontology annotation, molecular function: antiporter activity.
UCUCUCUCCCCCUUCGAGUUCUCUCACCAGGGGGGUUUCUAGGGUUCAUGAUUUCACUUACAGGUCCGCAAUUUUGCGUUAAUUGCAAAGAACUCCGAUUUUCUUAUAUAUUUACUUUUCGGUCCCAAAUUAUUAUUAGGUUUCGGUUUUGCACCCCGACUAAUUUCUGUAUUAUGUUUAAGCCCCUAUAGUUUGUUUGAUUAGGUCAGAAACACCCUAUAGUUUUUAGUUUACGAAAUUGGUCAUUUUUACUAGCAUGAUCUGUAAUAUGUUUACUUGUUUGCAAAACAUUCUCGCUUCAUCACAAAAAAAAUACAUUCCCAUAAUUACGAAAGAUAAGAAAUAUAGAGAAAUUGUGUUAUGGACUUAUGAUGGUGUUUAAUCUGUUGAUUGACCAUAUAAUAACAAAUUCAUUAGUAAACUUUUUGGGUAAAAUUUCUGAUGACAGUCAACUUAAUCCGUUUUCCAAGGGUUAAAAUAGAGGCAUAGAGUAAUUGAAGGACGGUCAAGUAAUUGUAAACACCUAUCAACUGAUUCCAACCAAAUGUAAACUAAUUAGUUUUUUUUUUUAUAUUUCUAAAUUACUUCUGAAAUUAUAUAUUCUUGAUUUAGAAAGCAUUUUCAGUUUCUUUCUUUAACAUAACGUUUCUUUUUCUUAAGCUUAUCCUCACCAUCACGCUUGAAGAAUGCUCAUGAUCAUCGAAUCAAGAAGAAGAAGAUGGAUCCAAAGUUGUUGUUUUGCUUACCUCAAGGAGAUGAACUCUUUAAUCCCCUUAAUACCAUGUUUAUUCAAAUGGCUUGCAUUCUCGUCUUCUCUCAAUUGUUCUAUCUCCUUCUUAAACCCUGUGGCCAAGCUGGUCCCGUUGCCCAGAUUCUUGCUGGGAUUGUGUUGAGUCCUGUUCUGCUCUCAAGAAUAUCUAAAGUUAAGGAAUUUUUCCUCCAGAAAAACGCAGCAGAUUAUUACUCUUUCUUCUCGUUCGCUCUACGGACAUCUUUCAUGUUCUUGAUUGGUCUUGAAGUGGAUCUACAUUUCAUGAGAAGGAAUUUCAAGAAAGCUGCCGUGAUAACCUUGAGCUCAUUCUUGGUUUGCGCCCUCCUCAGUUUCGCUUCCUUAAUGUUAUUCAUCCCUUUGUUUGGGAUCAAAGAAGACUACUUUACGUUUUUCUUGGUUCUUCUCGUUACCUUGACUAACACGGCAUCUCCUGUCGUAGUCCGUUCAAUCGCUGAUUGGAAACUCAACACAUCUGAGAUCGGACGACUGACAAUCUCAUGUGCGUUGUUCAUCGAAUUAUCAAACGUGGUUCUCUACACUGUAAUCAUCGCGUUCAUCUCUGGAUCUAUGAUAGGUACUCUCUUCCUCUUUCUUUUCGCAACCGGAUCCCUAAUCUUGAUCAACAGUUUCUUAGCUCCAUGGCUUCCAAAGAGGAACCCUAAAGAGAAGUACCUCUCAAAGGCUGAAACUCUAGUUUUCUUCAUCUUCCUUCUCAUCAUCGGUAUAACUAUCGAAUCCUACGAUGUCAAUUCCUCGGUUUCGGUUUUCACCAUUGGAAUAAUGUUUCCACGACAAGGAAAGACUCACAGAACGUUGAUUCAACGGCUUAGUUAUCCGAUCCACGAGUUUGUUCUUCCCGUUUACUUUGGUUACAUUGGAUUCAGAUUCAGCAUCAUCGCGUUAACCAAACGAUUUUACCUCGGUCUAGUUAUUAUAGUAAUUGUAACCAUAGUUGGGAAAUUUAUUGGUGUAAUAAGCGCUUGUAUGUACCUGAAGAUCCCUAAGAAGUAUUGGCUUUUCUUACCCACCAUUCUCUCUGUUAAAGGCCAUGUGGGUCUUCUUCUUCUAGACUCAAACUACUCCGAAAAGAAAUGGUGGACCACAACUAUUCAUGAUAUGAUGGUGGCUGCUUUGGUGAUCACGACGCUAGUAAGCGGUGUUCUGGCGUCGUUCUUGCUUAAAGCAAGAGAGAAGGACUUUGCUUACGAGAAGACUUCGCUUGAAUCUCACAACACGAACGAGGAAUUACGCGUUUUAUCAUCCGCCUAUGGAGUCCGUCAUGCUCGCGGUGCGAUCUCUCUUGUCUCGGCCUUGAGCGGUUCUCGUGGAGCCUCUGAUCCGUUCACACCUCUGCUUAUGCACCUUGUACCCCUCCCCAAGAAACGAAAAUCGGAAUUGAUGUAUCAUGAACACGACGAAGAUGGAGGCAAUGCGAAUGGAGAUGACGAAUUUGGGACCAACGAAGGUUUAGAGAUCAACGAUUCGAUUGAUUCGUUUGCCAAAGACAGCAAAAUCUUGAUCCAACAAGUGAAACUCGUGACGCAGAUGCUUAAUAUGCACGAAGAGAUAUGUAACGCAACAGAGGAUCUUCGAGUUUCGAUUGUAUUUCUUCCGUUUCAUAAACACCAGAGAAUCGAUGGGAAGACUACAAACGAUGGGGAACUUUUCAGACAGAUGAACCGUAAUGUUCUAAGGCACGCUCCGUGUUCGAUUGGUAUUUUUGUGGACCGAAACAUAACCGGAUUUCAGCAGCCGCACGGGUUUGAUUCUGUACAACACGUCGCAGCAUUGUUCUUUGGUGGUCCGGAUGAUCGUGAGGCUCUUGCUCUGUGCAAGUGGCUCGCGAACAACACUCUGAUUCAUCUCACAGUUAUACAGUUCGUAUCCGAGGAAUCAAAGGCAGAGACUCCUGUUGGAAAUGCGAUGACACGAGAUAAUAACGAGGUUUUCAUGGAAGUUCUGGGAAGGAAUCAAACUGAACAAGAAACAGAUCGGAGCUUCUUAGAAGAAUUCUAUAACAGAUUUGUAACGACGGGACAAGUGGGGUUCAUAGAGAAGCUUGUGAGCAAUGGACCGCACACGCUGACGAUUCUAAGAGAGAUUGGAGAGAUGUAUUCACUGUUUGUGGUCGGAAAGAGCAGAGGAGAUUGCCCUAUGACGGUGAGAAUGAAAGAUUGGGAAGAGUGUCCGGAGCUCGGAACUGUCGGUGAUUUCUUGGCUUCGUCUUUAGAUGUAAAUGCGUCAGUAUUAGUAGUUCAAAGACAAAGACAUUCACAUGAUAGCUUUAUAGAUGAUUAGCAAACGUUUCCUAGUUUAUGC